Caenorhabditis remanei is the source of this 1134-nucleotide messenger RNA. RefSeq lists its product as uncharacterized. Lineage: Eukaryota; Metazoa; Nematoda; Chromadorea; Rhabditida; Rhabditidae. Gene Ontology annotation, molecular function: cysteine-type endopeptidase activity. The record is from RefSeq and is a predicted model, not a curated record. The transcript is spliced from 5 exons. Gene Ontology annotation, cellular component: lysosome. The coding region runs from base 1 to 1134 and encodes 377 amino acids.
AUGUAUUUUAUUCUAGUCAUACCUAUUUUAUUUUCAUUGUCCAAAGGUUUAGAAGUUCCCGAUUUUUUUGAGAUAAAUAUAGAUCGAGAUCAUCCGGACAAGAUUUAUAAAGCGUUCGAGGAGUUUAAAGUAAAGUACAAUAGGAAAUACAAAAAUGCAGCGGAAAACCAAAUAAGAAUGCAGAAUUUUGUAAAGACGUUUAACAAAGUUGAUUUAUUAAAUAAAAGAUCCGAAGAAAAAGGGCUCACCUCUCAAUUCGGUAUCAACAAGUUCUCGGAUCUCUCCUCCCAAGAGUUCAAACGCAGGCUAUUAAGUUCCACACACCAAAACAUCACCGGAUUUCUGAAAAACUCAAGAAAACUAACGUUCCCCAGAAGACACAAGAGACAAGCUGAGAAUAGUGAGGAGCCUCCAAAAGACUUCGAUUUGAGAACAGAAACAGUGAAUGGGCGGUAUAUUAUUGGAGAUGUGAAAGAUCAAGGAGAAUGUUCCACUUGUUGGGUGUUCGCAGUGACUGCUGUUGUCGAAACUAUUUUAGCCCAUAGUUUGGGAAGGUUUAAGUCACUCUCCGAGCAAGAACUCUGUGACUGCGCUACAGAUGGAACCCCCGGAUGCCGUGGAGGAUCACUGCAUUGGGGUGUGGAAUAUAUUUUGGGUAAAGGACUAGCCGGAGCGUGGGAGUAUCCAGAAUAUAAUCAACAACGAGCCAAUAAAAGCGGGAUGUGUGAAGCAGCCUCCUCAAAACGCUCAUUCCCGCCGAACAAACUUGAAUUUUAUGACUUGUCGGAAAAUCCAGAGUAUGAGAUGAGAGGAGUGUUGAAUUUUUGGAAAAGUCCGGUCGCUGUUUUUUUUCAAGUUGGCACCAGUUUCCGAAACUAUAGGUCUGGGGUCUUGACGUACGAGGAUGACUGCCGUACCGGUCCGGAAAUCCAUUGGCAUGCAGGUGCUGUAGUGGGAUAUGGAGAGGAUCGGGAUCGAUAUGGAAGGUCUCAAAAAUACUGGAUAGUGAAGAACUCAUGGGGAACUGGUCAAUGGGGCGAUGAUGGAUAUGUGAAAGUUAUAAGAGGACGCAAUUGGUGUGACAUUGAAAGAGGAGCUGUUGGUGCAAAAAUGGCUGAUAGUAUCCAUUCUUAG